Molecule: messenger RNA, 1356 nt
Organism: Triticum aestivum (bread wheat)
Lineage: Eukaryota; Viridiplantae; Streptophyta; Magnoliopsida; Poales; Poaceae
Product: peroxidase 72
Exons: 2
Coding region: 107-1198 (363 amino acids)
Biological process (GO): response to oxidative stress; hydrogen peroxide catabolic process
Molecular function (GO): peroxidase activity; heme binding
Source: RefSeq, a predicted model, not a curated record
UCACUUCAUCUCACCACCCACCCACAACAAGAGAAGUGCAGGAGCACACAAGCAGCAGCUAGCUACCAGCUCUCUUCUCAACGUAGUGCAAAGCAUACAUCCAUCAAUGGCGACCUCCAUGGUUUGCCUGGUUGCGCUCUGCCUCCUGUCUCCGUUGCUCCUCGCCGGCGCCGUGGUCGGCAACCCGGGUUACGGCGGCCUGUUCCCGCAGUUCUACGACCACUCGUGCCCCAAGGCCAAAGAGAUGGUGCACUCCAUCGUGGCGCAGGCCGUGGCCAGGGAGACCAGGAUGGCCGCCUCCCUCGUCAGGCUGCAUUUCCAUGACUGCUUCGUCAAGGGCUGCGACGCGUCCGUGCUGCUGGACAACAGCACCAACAUCGUCAGCGAGAAAGGGUCCAACCCCAACAGAAACUCCAUCAGGGGGUUCGAGGUCGUCGACCAGAUCAAGGUGGCCCUCGAGACCGCCUGCCCCGGCACCGUCUCCUGCGCUGACAUCCUCGCCCUCGCAGCCCGCGAUUCCACCAUCCUCGUAUGUUCGCCACCUUUCCUCUCCUCGCACAAGUCGACCAACCCAGCCAGCAUGUGUGACUCUUUGACCCUGAUCAAACUGCAGGUCGGUGGCCCGUACUGGGAGGUGCCGCUCGGGCGGAGGGACUCCCUGGGCGCGAGCAUCCAGGGCUCCAACAACGACAUCCCGGCACCCAACAACACCCUCCCUACCAUCAUCACCAAGUUCAAGCGCCUGGGCCUCAACGUCGUGGACGUCGUCGCGCUCUCGGGCGGCCACACCAUCGGCCUGUGCCGCUGCACCAGCUUCCGGCAGAGGCUGUACAACCAGUCGGGCAACGGCCUCGCCGACAGCACGCUGGACGUGUCCUUCGCAGCGCACCUGAGGCAGGGCUGCCCCCGCUCCGGCGGCGACAACAACCUCUUCCCGCUCGACGCCGUCAGCUCCACCAAGUUCGACAACUUCUACUUCAAGAACAUCCUCGCCGGCAGGGGCCUCCUGAGCUCCGACGAGGUGCUGCUGACCAAGAGCGCCGAGACGGCGGCGCUGGUGAAGGCGUACGCCGACGACGUGCACCUCUUCUUCCAGCACUUUGCCCAGUCAAUGGUGAACAUGGGCAACAUCUCGCCGCUCACCGGGUCCAAGGGGGAGAUCAGGAAGAACUGCAGGAGGCUCAACAACUACCACUGAGUGUUUGGACUUGUGUGGUUGUAGACUUGUAGUCUGGGAGCCCCAGAUGGUGUUUUGUGACGAACGAACUCUAGAUUUCUGCAAGGGAUGCUAUGUAAGAGAAAGAGAGAAGUAUGUGGUACCAAUGAUGAAAUGACAAAUUGUUUUUUUUUACAUCA